AUGGGCGAUCCAUCAGAAGUUCCUUCCUCUUCAUCUUCAUCAGAUCACACCGAAAGCCAGCAGCAACUUGACGCGUCCAUCAAGCCGUACCAUGUUUUCAUCAAUCAUCGCGGACCAGAUGUCAAGGACACUUUGGCCAGCGCCAUUUACCAUUCACUCUAUCGCACUGGAUUGCAUGUGUUCUUCGAUAGAACUGCGUUUCAACCGGGACAGGAAUUAUUCCCCACCAUAAAAGAAGCGAUUAGAACUGCUUUAAUUCAUAUUGUCAUUUUGUCCAAGAGAUACGCGGAAUCGAGCUGGUGUUUGGAGGAGCUUUGCUUGAUACAGAAAACUGGUGCAAAAAUUAUUCCUGUUUUCUACCACGUUCUUCCGAGAGAUCUAAUGGUCCUCAGAAAUGGGGAAGGAGUAUAUGCAGAAUCAUUCGUGAAGUUGCAAAGUAAGAUGGAUGGUAAGAAAAAGAGAUACGAUUCUAAACACAUUGAGGAAUGGCGAGAUGCGCUUGGAAAUGUUUGCAACAUUUCAGGGCUGGUAGAUCUGGAUCAUGGCCACAAUGGGGAUGAAGGAAAGCUUGUGGAAACCAUAGUCGAUCUGGUGAAGGAACAUGUGAGAAAGGAGCUGAAAAAGAGUGUGAAAGGCUUGGUGGGUCUGGACGAGGCAGUCGAGGAUUUCCACUACUUUCUUUCAGAGCCAACGGAUGAAGCUGUUAAGAUUGUAGGAAUAGUUGGACCAGAAGGGUCUGGUAAAACUACCUUAGCUGAAGAGUUUUACUAUCGAUACCGAAAACAUUUCGAUAGAUCCAGUCUACUAUUUGGUGUCAGAGAAGCCUCCAAACGAAAUGGAUUAGAAGCCUUGCAGAGACAGUUGCUUAAUGACCUCACCAACACCAUUUGGGAAAUAAACAACAAGAGCGAAGGGCGAGAGAUACUUGCAGAACGUUUACAGUGUCUAAGUCGGCAGAGAUCGCUCAAGUUUCUCAUUGUUAUUGAUGACGUUGAUCAUCAUGAUCAGCUAGAUGCUCUACUGCUCGGGGAGAAUGUGUUGGGAAAUGGAAGUUUGGUUAUACUGGCAUCCCGUGAUAAGGCGAUCCUUAAACUUUCAGGAAUCUCAAUGCAUUAUGAAAUGAAACCUCUGGCUAAGGAGCACGCUCGAGAGCUCUUGUGCAUGCACGCCUUCAACCAGGAGAAACCGAUUCGGGAAUUGGAGAGUGUGGUGGAAACAGCUGUGAGAAAGUUCGGCGGCUUACCGUUGUUUCUGAAGCUUAUUGGGAGGCAUCUUCGUCUAUACGGAGGGAACAAUAUAGAGUCUUGGAAUUGCGAGUUGAGAAUGUUUUGUGAACUCAAUGAUAUAAUGAAGGCUACAUUCAAUGCUCUGAGCGAAGAGGAACAACAAAUAUUCUUAGAUAUUGCUUGCUUUUUUCUGGGAAUGGACAAGGAGUCAGCCAUACGAAUAUGGGAUGGAUCAGGAUGGAGGGGUGCUCGUGGUCUGCAAAAGCUGGAAUAUGGCUGUCUCGUGGAAAUCGACGAGAACAAUUGCCUGAAAAUGCAUGAUGUUUUCCGUGAUUUUGGGCGACAGAAUGCAAAAGAGCAACUGUGCAACAGUCCAGAGCAUCCUUGUCGUCUGUGGCUUCCAAAUGAUGCUGCAAAUUUCCUCCAAGGAAUAUGGUCACUGCCGGAAAACACAAAAAUUAGAGGAAGCACUGAUGGCACAAAGGCCACCCAUGGACAGAAAAGAAGCUACACCUUUUCUUCUGUGAAAAUAGAGCUUCUUGAUAUCGAUGGUGAUAUAUCUGAUGCCACAAUUAGUGAUCGGUCAUUAAAACCUAUGUGGUUUUGUUGGAAAAUUUCUCCGAGUUUAAGCCUUAGCGAUCAAUUAGCAUAUUUGGUAUGGUUUCGGUGGAGAAAUUGCCCUCAUGCGAUCCUUCCUCCACUUGAAAUGAACAACUUACGAGUUUUAGAACUCGUCAAUGGAAAUUUCAAAAUACUUUGUGAUCCUGCAUUUAAGCAAACGUCGCAAUUAAGGGAGCUUAAUAUUAUUAAAUGCAGACAACUUGUAGCAAUUUCCCCAAGCAUAGGAUCACUAAAACACCUGGAGAAGAUGGUACUGAAAGGUGCACUUCAUCUGCAAGAUUUGCCGGAAGAGUUCUGCAAUUUAAAUGGCUUAAGGCACCUUGUGCUAAGACAGUGUGAGGACCUCACAAAGUUGCCUAAUGAUAUUGGGCGAUUGAAAAACCUGGAACACGUAGAUCUUUCAGAUUGUCAAAUAUUGUCAGCAUUACCAAGGUCUUUUGGUCAGCUGACAAAACUUAGAUAUCUCAAUCUAAGAAAUUGCGUGAAUCUGGAUAUCCAUGCACAGAUGUUUGAAGAAAUCACCAGUCUUGAAGAGUUGAUCUUUGAAAACUGUAAGAAGUUACUGAAGCUGCCAGCUCGAACCACUUGCCAAGAGUCUCUAAGAAAACUAAAUUUGCUUGGUACGAGCUUGAUGGAACUGCCACAUGAUAUUGAGAAUUUGGGAAACUUGCAAUUUUUUUACUUAGAGAGUCCUUCCAUGACCAGUAUACCGUCUUCACUAGGCAAUUUAGGCUGCUUGAGGGAGCUUGUGUUGUUUAAUUGCACGAUGCUGAUCUCGUAUCCUAAAUUUGUACGGAGAUUGGAACGUAUGCAUGUUCCUGAGAGACAAAGCAGGGAAGAUGAAAGCACUCAUAAAGCUUUAUAUGUUUACAGUUCACGUGGCCAGAUCAGCGAUUCAGAUGUGAGGGACCACAUAGGUUUAACAUUCGAGAUGUCAUCUUUAUUACCUCGGCAAUAA
Cryptomeria japonica (Japanese cedar) is the source of this 2805-nucleotide messenger RNA. RefSeq names its product disease resistance protein RPV1-like. Lineage: Eukaryota; Viridiplantae; Streptophyta; Pinopsida; Cupressales; Cupressaceae. Gene Ontology annotation, molecular function: ADP binding; ATP hydrolysis activity. Bases 1 to 2805 code for a protein of 934 amino acids. The transcript has 4 exons. The record is from RefSeq and is a predicted model, not a curated record. Gene Ontology annotation, biological process: defense response; signal transduction.